Quercus lobata is the source of this 923-nucleotide messenger RNA. Its product is annotated as NADH-ubiquinone oxidoreductase-like protein. Lineage: Eukaryota; Viridiplantae; Streptophyta; Magnoliopsida; Fagales; Fagaceae. Gene Ontology annotation, cellular component: respiratory chain complex I. Gene Ontology annotation, biological process: respiratory electron transport chain. The transcript has 2 exons. The coding region runs from base 187 to 687 and encodes 166 amino acids. The record is from RefSeq and is a predicted model, not a curated record.
CUUGUAGUGCAGUCACAGUAAAAAUCCAACCGAACCGAACCGAACCAGUCCACUACCUCCCAACUCUCUCUCACUCGCCCAAUUUCUCUCUCUCCCUCCCUCACAUCAAAAACCAAACACACACUACCACCUGAGACAGUUGGUGGAUCCUUUAGGUACUUAACACAAAAGUUUACAAACGAGAGGAUGUUCCUGCGGGCGAUCGCACGGCCAUUAUUGGCGAAGGUGAAAGAGACGACUGGGAUCGUGGGCCUGGAGGUGGUUCCGAACGCGCGGGAGGUUCUGAUCGAUUUGUACACCAAGACUCUGAAGGAGAUCAAGGCGGUGCCGGAGGACGAGGGUUACAGAAAAGCCGUGGAGAGCUUCACCAGCCACAGGCUCAAGGUUUGCCAGGAAGAGAAGGACUGGGAGCUCAUCGAGAGGAAGCUCGGUUGUGGCCAGGUCGAGGAGCUCAUCGAGGAGGCUCAAGAUGAACUCACUCUCAUUGGCAAGAUGAUCGAGUGGGAUCCAUGGGGUGUUCCUGAUGACUAUGAAUGUGAGAUCAUCGAGAAUAAUGCUCCAGUUCCUAAGCAUGUCCCUCUGCACCGACCUGGUCCUCUUCCAGAGGAGUUCUACAAGACGCUUGAUGCUGUUACUUCACAACCAAAAGCUGCCGUCACCUCCGGUGAUGCGAAGUUAAAGGAGUGAUAUGCUGCUGGCAUGUGUUUUGGUGAAUUUGGAUUCCAGAGCUGCAUCUGUCUUUUUCUGUGUUUUCCUGAUUCUGUGCUCAUAGAGUGGAACUGUUUGUUAGAUUGAAUAGAGUUAAUUUAUGGUACAAAGGUUUUGUAUCCUAAUAAUCUGUACUUGAAUUGAAGUAUAAGAGCAUCUGUUAUUUCUCUCAUCGUUCUUGCAUCUGUGGAAAUAAAACUAGUUAUGUUAAAGUA